AUGGGCAACUCGCCAUCCAAAUCCAAAAAUGGCCUUCCACUUUCUCGGUCCGAUACUGGCAUGUCCCAGCGGUCCAAUCGCUCCAUCCGGUCUCGACUCUCUGGCAGCAAAGACGACCUGCCUCGGAUGAACAGUCGAAAGGGCUCCACUGCCUCGCUACCGAGGCCUGAUAGCAUCCCCAAUGGCGCCGACGACGCUGGCGAAUCUGCCAUUGUCGAUGACGACGAUGAAGAGGAUGACGACGACCUCCUUCAUCCCCUGAUGCAAACACCUGAACCCAAACUGCCUAUAUUGAUCAGGAGAAACACCAACGAUACAGAAUUCUCCGGCAAUCUCUCUCUUCCUCGUCUGAACAGCAACACAGAAGACGGGCCCGCAUCAUUUUCAAAGUCGCCAACCAACUCAAGUUUCCAGACCCCCAAUACAAGCCUUACUCCACAGGGCACGGGUGGACCCAAUAAUGGCAAUGGCAAUUCUGAUACUCCUGGCGAUAAGUCUGAUACAAUCUCAGUGAGUUCUAAGAGAUCAGCUCGCUCCUCCAUAUCGGCCAAGACUGCUCCGUCGAGGCGUGGUUCAUCUAGAGCACUCGAGGAGUUUGACCAAGAAGGCGCCAACCAGUGCCUGAACCCACUCGAGAUUGAAGACUUCAUUCAAAGACUCCUUGAUGCUGGCUACUCAGGAAAGAGAACAAAAAACCUUUGCCUAAAGAACAAUGAGAUCCAACUCAUUUGCUCAAAAGCUAGGGAAAUCUUCUUACUGCAACCGUCGUUGCUUGAGCUCAGUCCGCCUGUCAAGGUGGUGGGCGAUGUGCAUGGCCAAUAUCUCGACUUGAUUCGUGUCUUCACAAAGUGUGGCUUCCCACCCCUGACAAAUUACUUAUUCUUGGGUGACUACGUCGACAGAGGUAAACAGUCCUUGGAGACAAUUCUCCUCCUCCUCUGUUACAAAAUCAAAUACCCCGAAAAUUUCUUUCUUCUUAGAGGUAACCACGAGUGUGCUAACGUCACUCGUGUUUACGGUUUUUACGAUGAGUGCAAGCGUCGUUGCAAUAUCAAGACAUGGAAGCUCUUCAUCGAUACAUUCAACACAUUACCCAUAGCUGCUAUCGUCGCCGGGAAAAUCUUCUGCGUGCAUGGCGGGCUCUCGCCCGUCCUCAACUCCAUGGAGGAAAUCAGAAACAUUGCCAGGCCGACGGAUGUACCAGACUUUGGUCUUCUCAAUGACUUGCUCUGGUCGGAUCCCGCAGAUACGAUGAAUGAAUGGGAAGACAAUGAAAGAGGUGUAUCAUAUGUUUUCUCGAAAGCCGCCAUCAACAAGUUCUUACAAAAGUUUGGGUUUGACUUGGUGUGCCGGGCGCACAUGGUUGUUGAAGACGGCUACGAAUUCUUUAAUGAUAGAACUUUGGUGACAGUGUUUAGUGCGCCGAAUUACUGCGGAGAGUUCGACAACUGGGGAGCAGUCAUGAGUGUUUCGGACGAGUUGCUUUGUUCGUUCGAGCUUCUCGACCCGUUGGACUCGGUCGCGUUGAAGCAGACUAUGAAGAAAGGAAAGCAAGAGCGUAAGGCGGCUCAAUUGCAGCGCCAACAGAGCAGAUAA
This is a messenger RNA of Candidozyma haemuli, 1596 nucleotides long. RefSeq names its product salt homeostasis regulator (gene PPZ1). Gene Ontology annotation, molecular function: protein serine/threonine phosphatase activity. Gene Ontology annotation, cellular component: cytoplasm; nucleus. The transcript has a single exon. NCBI's taxonomy places the organism in Eukaryota, Fungi, Ascomycota, Pichiomycetes, Serinales, Metschnikowiaceae. The coding region runs from base 1 to 1596 and encodes 531 amino acids. The record is from RefSeq and is a predicted model, not a curated record.